GUUACGCAGAAGCCCUGCGUCUUUCCGUUGCGCAAUCGCAAGCUGAUUGUGUAUUUUUGAAUUAUCAUUAGACCAUUCCAUCACUGCAGCAAACCUUCGUCCGUCGCCUCAACCAAAUCGCGCACCGUCGCAUCGCUCUGGUGCUUCCAUAAGUUCUUCCGCUUCUAAUAAUACCAUACGCCAAAACAAUAUGUCGGGCAUGAUGAAUGCAGAGAGAAGUCGGACGAGGAGGGAGAGGACAUUCGUCGGGAGCGAAUGCGCCGUUUGCGAAGAGCCCCUGGAACACACACUCCGUGGUGAGAGGAUCUUACAGUUUUCGUGCUCCCACGUCUCCCACGAAGCUUGCUUUUAUGAGUUUAUCCGCGAAUUCGAGUCACAAUAUUGCCCAUCAUGCAAUGCGCCUCUACACCUGGACACAAGCCGUGGAGGUAACGUCCUGGAUAUUGAAAAAUUAACAAAUAUGGUCCGAUCGGCAUCUGCGAGCGACAGCAGGUCGAUAACCACGCCAACGCCGAGGGAUGGUAGGGACGGCUGGGAGACUCAGAGUGGCCGGCCACACAGCGGCGAGUCUAAUGGUCGUAGUAUGGCACCCAGUAAUGGCCGUGAGAGCGCAGCUCGUGGCAACCUUCGAGACAGCCGAGAUAGUCGGGAUACAUCAGGUUCGGAUCGUUACGCAAACGCUCAUAGACAUGGCCGUAGCGAUAGUGAAGCGACUGGUGUCGCUUCAUCAACAGGCUACCCCGAAACAGCGCAAAGUGGUCCGCCGCGCCGACAUGAUUAUGAUCUUCAAGCCAUGGAAACGACGCCUGGUAGCCCGAGAGCUAUGGCACGCAACCCGAUACCACCACCGUCGGUCGUUGUUCGAUCUGAAUUCCCCACCAUAACCCGCUCGAGACAACAGCAGACCUUAACAUGCCUUGUCACAGUAGAAGUUGCCGACAACAAAUGGAAGCCGGAUCCCGAAGAUCUUGGAACCGUGAACCCAGCACCGCAAAUGCGCGUUGAAGAUGCAUUUGCGCAGAGGCCGCCAUCGCCAGCGAGAAGUUCGCAGCCACGCUUUUACCCAUACGAAGCGCCGGAAGUUUUAGAAGAGAUGACUGAGAACUUACGGACUCGGGUCGAUAAUUGGCAUGGUCUGGAUUUCAAUAGAUUCGGAAAGCUUCGACUUUACGGCACUUUGAGGGUCGGUAAAGACAAGGUUUCAUGGCAAGAAUUGGAGUGUUAUCUCUUCGCUGAGAUGCUUAUCUGCGUCAAAGAAAAGAAGAAUCUCCCUCCCGCACAGCAGCAACAAUGGGAUGAGAACGGCAUGCCUAGGAAAGCGACACGGUGUACCCUAAAGGGUUCUAUUCUUAUUAAGAAGCAUCUUAAUGAGGUCUCCGAAACUGGUACGGUUGACGAGAACGUAUUAACGCUUAGUCUCUCUGUCGCUGAGCUCCCGCAGUUCCAUCUACGUUUUGAGAACCGAAACCAAUUAAAGCUUUGGCAGCAAGCUCUUCUCGACCUUAACGCCGUUGAAGGAUCCCCAGUUAGAAGUCCUGAGUAUGAACGGGAGGCAUCAGAAAAUGAAGAGGAUGAUUGGGCUAGAGCGAAUCGGCCUCAGCGGGUUUCAUCAGUGGCCUCUUCCUACGGUGGACCCAAAUCGGUCACGACGGCUCCCACCGAGUACACAAGCCUCGCUAACAAGUGCUCGACCAUUUCGUCAUUCCACGUACCGAUUGAUGUCGUCGUCGUGGUACCUAUUUCUUCAUCGAUGCAAGGAGUCAAGAUUAACCUCGUUCGGGAUGCUCUAAAAUUUAUGGUCAACACUCUUGGUGAACGCGAUCGGAUGGGUCUUGUCACUUUUGGCUCGGGAGGAGGCGGCGUACCCAUUGUCGGAAUGACUACCAAGGCAUGGCACGGAUGGAACAACAUAUUAGCUUCGAUUAAGCCUGUGGGACAGAAGAGUCACCGUGCGGAUGUCGUAGAGGGUGCCAAUGUCGCCAUGGACUUGCUCAUGCAACGCAAGUAUAACAACCCGGUCGCGACGAUUAUGCUCAUCAGCGACGCCUCGACAUCCGAUGCUGAUAGUGUCGAUUUCGUUGUCUCACGAGCUGAGGCCGCUAAGAUCACAAUCCACUCAUUUGGUCUAGGCAUGACUCACAAGCCAGACACCAUGAUUGAGCUUUCUACGAGGACAAAGGCUUCGUAUACCUAUGUCAAGGACUGGAUGAUGCUACGUGAAUGCUUGGCUGGCUGCCUAGGAUCAAUGCAGUCGUUAUCUCACCAGAACGUAAAACUGAAGCUCAAGUUGCCGGAAGGUUCGCCUGCUAGAUUCCACAAGAUCAGCGGAGCGUUACAGAUCACCAAGCGUGCUACGGGUCGUGAUGCGGAAGCAUCGCUAGGGGACCUUAGAUUCGGCGAUAAACGAGAUAUACUUGUUCAACUAGUUAUCCUUCCCGAUAAUUCAUCCCAAGAGCAACUACCUCAGGAUCCUUGGGAGACAAUCGUAUCCGGCCUAGAAGCCCUAGGCGGACCUGCAGAACCUGAUGACCAGAGAGCGGUUUCUGUCGAAGAAUUGCCUCUUAUUCAGGCAGACCUAGUAUGGGGUGAUAUACUGAGGGAUGGUACUAUGAUGCACCUUCCGAGGCAAUCUCUACUUACCAUCACAAUGCUACCGGCGCCGGGUAGUUCGAAGAAGUCUUCCUCAUGGCAGAACAACCCUCCGAUCCCACCUCACCCACAUAUCGUACAACGAAGAAUGGAGCUACUCACUUCCGAUAUGCUUACCCGAGCGUUAACAUUGGUCUCGAGAGGCCAGCACGACCGUGCGAACACCCUCCUGAAUGAAACACGUUCGAUCUUGAAGGGAUUGGGCAAGGGAGGACUCCCACCCGUUCCCGUGCCCGCUAAUGGCAAAUCGAACCCUUCCACCCCUCAACCUGGAUCGGAUGCUUCUCCUAUCUCCGCUACACCGGAUCGGAAACACACCCCAUCGCCAACCGCCUCGGCUCAUUCAGGUGCAAAUGGUCUUUCGGCCCUUCCUAGGACACGAUCGAAUGACGGGUUGACAUUAAGCAACGCGACCGGUAUUGACGUUGGCACUGUUGCCGCACUUGAUUCCGAACUCGAGGCUAGUCUUGAGUGGAUCAGCCACCCUGCGGUCUUUGGACGGGACAGCCGUAAAGCCGUUUUACAAGCUAUUGGUGUCAUUAGUAGCCAACGAGCAUUCACAUUCCGAACACCGAUAGAGAGCCUAUGGGCUGCUCGUGUCAACGGUGUUAAGAAGCUAACAGAUAAGAGCCGUGAGUGGAGAGAAGAAGCCGGCGGUGAAGGAAUUAUCGAAGAGCCGUAAUGGCAGUAUCAUUUUCAAUCCCCUCCUAUUCUAUCUAUAUAUAACCACAUAUUCUCGGAGCCUCGACGCCCAAUUAGACCAACGACCUCUACGGGACCAUGUUUUGAACGAAUAUUCUGCUUAUUCUGAGGGCUUACCUAUCUAGGUGCCUAUACAUGUUUUGGAUUUGCUUCACCCUUCAAAUUUUGUUUCUUUUGUUUACUCCUCGAACCACUCGAGCCUUUUGACUUAUUUCAGUCAAGUUUCUUAUGACC
Hypoxylon trugodes is the source of this 3585-nucleotide messenger RNA. Its product is annotated as Pleckstrin homology domain-containing protein. The record is from RefSeq and is a predicted model, not a curated record. Bases 191 to 3331 code for a protein of 1046 amino acids. Lineage: Eukaryota; Fungi; Ascomycota; Sordariomycetes; Xylariales; Hypoxylaceae. The transcript has 5 exons.